GAAGGUUGCAGAGAAAAGAGGUCACUUAUGGUCAGAGGAGCAGCCUGCUUACCCAUUCCAGGUGGCGGCUGGGUACAUGAGUGAGGAGGUGCCCUCCCGUGACCCAGUGGGCCAGGACCUGUCUGCAGAAGAGGCCGAGGCAGUGCUGGGGCUGGACGCUGAUGGUGAACACAUGGUAAUGUUGUCUGUGAUUCCUGGGGAAGCUGAGGACAAACUGAGCCCAGAGCCCAGCGGCGGCACCUGCAGGGCUGGAGGGGAGGAGGACUCGAGGUGCAACCCCCGGGAGAGCCUCUUCUCUCUGGACAGCGCUGGAGCCAGCUUCCCGGAGCGAGAAGAGGAGUACUACGCAGAGCCCGAAGUGGUGGAAUCUGACCCCCCGCCGACAGAGGACGCCAACACCACUGAAAGUCUGAAAUCCCCGAAGGUGAACUGCGAGGAGAGAAAUGUGACGGGAUUAGAAAAUUUCACUCUGAAAAUUUUAAAUAUGUCACAGGACCUUAUGGAUUUUCUCAACCCAAACGGUAGCGACUGCACUCUAGUCCUGUUUUACACCCCUUGGUGCCGAUUUUCUGCCAGUUUGGCCCCUCAUUUUAACUCUCUGCCCCGGGCGUUUCCAGCUCUUCACUUUUUGGCACUGGAUGCAUCUCAGCACAGCAGCCUUUCUACGAGGUUUGGCACUGUAGCCGUUCCUAACAUCUUGUUAUUUCAAGGGGCUAAACCAAUGGCUAGAUUUAAUCAUACAGACCGAACAUUGGAAACGCUGAAAAUCUUCAUUUUUAACCAGACAGGUAUAGAAGCCAAGAAAAAUGUGGUGGUAACUCAAGCUGACCAAAUAGGUCCUCUUCCCAGCACUUUGAUAAAAAAUGUAGACUGGUUGCUUGUAUUUUCCUUAUUCUUUUUAAUUAGUUUUAUUAUGUAUGCUACCGUUCGAACUGAGAGUAUUCGAUGGCUAAUUCCAGGACAAGAGCAGGAACAUGCAGAGUAGUGAUAGACUCAAAGGAGAGUUGGAAAGAAGAAUUUCAAUCCUUCAUUUCAGAAAUUAACGCUGCAAUUUCAUACAUUUUCUCCAGUGAAGCGCUGACUUACAACUUCAGUCAGAUUGAAAGAAUCAUGUGUUUGUUGAACUGUUGAAUGUGUAAAAAAAUUAUAAACUGGUGUUUCUACUAGUAUUGUAAUAAGCAAAUGCAAAAAUAUUCCAUAACAUUCAGUAAAAAUUCUUGUUUUUACAACUUGAACAUUACCCAGUACUUAAGGGAGUCAUCCAGUUUGACAUGUGAAGAUGUAUUCUAGUGGAAUAGUGAGUAGAAUGACAGUAUGCUUACUAUAUAGAGGCAGAAAUAGGACUUUCAGAUUAUAGUUUUAGAAAACUCUUGGUUUCUUGUAUAUGUCUAAGAAAGUUGGUUUUCUGUUCAUUUGCCAUUUCUCUCCCAGAGUC
Messenger RNA from Lipotes vexillifer (Yangtze River dolphin), 1435 nucleotides. It is a transcript of the gene TXNDC15, whose product is annotated as thioredoxin domain containing 15. The coding region runs from base 77 to 985 and encodes 302 amino acids. Lineage: Eukaryota; Metazoa; Chordata; Mammalia; Artiodactyla; Lipotidae. The record is from RefSeq and is a predicted model, not a curated record. Gene Ontology annotation, cellular component: cilium. The transcript has 5 exons. Gene Ontology annotation, biological process: cilium assembly.